GAGCUAACUUCCCUCUGCUUUAGGUAUUUUGAGAAUUCCAUUUUCUAUCUUCUGAGGAACUGAAACGCUUCCUGUAAAGCAUUUAAUUGACUGAGGCUGGGAGUAUUCCUGAGGCUGGCCAGUGGGAAAUGAAACCUUUCUCUGACUUUAUUUUAAAACCCUGACUUUGUCUAAUAAUGCAUCUAAAAACGGUGUGAAGUGACUAGUUUGAUACUUCCUUUCCUGCACAAUCGGCAGGCACGGCAUCUUCCUGUGCACGUCUAGAGCCACAUAAGUUGAGACAAAUUCUCAUCAUGCAGCAGAAUACCAUGUGAUUCACAACGUUUCUUCACCUGCUGUGUUGAAACAAGCACAAGGGAAGGCGCUCGGCAUUACUACUCCCGAGUUUCACUGAGUUGGACGUAUGACAUCAGGAUUGCCUUCAGUCAGAAAUCUUGAAGCGCAGCUUUGCUGGGUGGGUCUCUGAAGAAUUUGAAAGAGUUGUGCAGAUAGGGCGUGUUUACCUUUGUCAAAGUAGCGAGCGUAAUGCCUCUUCCCAGCUAAUGUGCUUAUGUUCUCUGACUGCAACAUCAUAAAGCAUGGCGCACAUAUUAAAGACACUCAACAGCUGGUUCUGGUGGGAGAAUAUAUGGAUGCCUAUCAACGUCACAUGGGCACAUUUUGUAGACCGUGAAGGCCUUGUCUUUCCAAAACCACAUCAGUUGUACGCCACAAUACCGUAUGCUUUUGUAUUGCUGAUUAUCCGAUUCCUCAGUGAAAGAUAUAUUGCUAUACCUCUAGCAAAAGCCUUAGGUAUAAAGAAUGUAAGACGUGUGAAGCCACAGCCUAAUCCUGUUUUAGAGAGUUAUUUCCGGGAGUGCUCAAAACACCCAUCCCAAUCAGAGAUUCAAGGCCUUGCCAAAAAGUGCAACUGUACCGUCCAUUUGGUGGAAAAGUGGUUUAGGAGACGGCGAAACCUCGAGAUCCCAACUGUGCUUCGGAAAUUCCAGGAAGCUUUCUGGCGAUUUUCAUUCUAUCUUACAUCUUCCAUCGCUGGAUUUAUAUUUCUAUAUGAUAAACCUUGGUUUUACGACAUAUGGCAGACGUGGGUUGGCUACCCGUUUCAGACUUUGCUGCCAUCCCAAUACUGGUACUACAUGGCUGAGAUCAGUUUUUACUGGUCUCUCCUAUUUACGCUGGGGAUCGAUAACAAAAGGAAGGAUUUUAUGGCUCAUGUCGUUCAUCACUUGGCAGCAAUUGGGCUAAUGAGUGGCUCGUGGUGUGGCAAUUAUGUGCGUCUUGGAACUCUGGUGAUAUUUGUGCAUGAUACUGCAGAUUUCUGGCUUGAGGCAGCCAAAAUGUUUAAUUAUGCUCGCUGGGAGAAAACCUGCAAUGUGCUGUUUAUCAUCUUUUCUAUCGCAUUCUUCAUCACGAGGAUCAUCCUGUUUCCCUGCUGGAUUCUGCGUGCCACGUUGUAUCAACCUACAUACUACUCCACUACUCCUGUCAUAGCAUAUUUCUUAUUCAACGGGCAGCUAUUGAUCCUUCAAGGCUUGCAUUUAUAUUGGGGUUACUUAAUCUUCAAGAUUUUGAGAAGGUUCAUUUUCUUAAAGGACUUGAAAGACGACCGAAGCGAUGAAGAAGAAGAAGAUUCCGUUACGGAUAAUGAAGAGGAGUCCACAAAGAAUGGCAGUAAGAACGGCUGUGGCUCAAGCAAACAUCUCCUAAACAGCAGUCACCAGUAGCCCCCUCCCGCCCCACCUCCUGCAGCGAUUUCCACUCCGUUUUUAACCCAACCUACAGGAUAGAACUUAAGUCAAAAGGCUUAUGAGAGACUGUGAUUGAUUUAUUGUUGGCUACUGGACCUGGAAUAAAGCCCAGCUUACAGGAGAGGCAAAAAUUGCAUAACAUGACAAAAUGUGUUAAUGGCCCACUUUCUGAAUAGUCGCUUCAUGUUUGAAAAGGUGUUUGGACACACUGACUGCGCCACUUACAGUGCUUAACAAGGUGAACGUGUCAGGUCGUUUAGUGUCCCGUUGAUUCUAACAUGGCUUUUCGAUCAGAUAUAAGACAUAUUUCAUCGAGCAGUUUCAUUCAUAGGUGUUUCAUGGUAGGUAGGUAGGUAGUGUGAACUCCAUUAGGAAACAAAACUACUCAAUAUGGCAAAAAUUGACAGUGGUGUACAACGACUAGCAUUGUAGUCUCUACUCGUUGACUUAAAACCUCAUCAAAAUGGCUAUUUUUUGCAAGUUAGAUCUCAUGUUCUGGAGGCCAGUGGAAGCUAACAUGGAGGAAGCUGAGCUAUUUGCUUCUGAAGACCUUGCCUCACAGCGGAAGUAUUGUUUACAUCCAAUGUAUGAUAGUUCAAAUACUAUGUUUGGAGAUUUACCAGUCAAGAGAUUUACCAGUCAAGAAAAUCACAAAAAUCUGCCCCAAUUCUCCCCCUGAGCUCCAGGUUUCAAAAAUGUCUUUCAUCUCAGUCAUUUUGGCUGUAGGCCCGCUGUUAGAGCAGAAGGUGCAGUGCGGAGAGAAAAUAGUGAAUGAAAAUUGGGUCCUCUCAUGGGUUCUUUUUUACUUCUUAUUUGCCUUUAACACUGCUGAACCCCCUGGAUCCUGACACUUCUACAGCCCAGAAGAUUAAGAAUGAAAGAGCAGAGAUGGAAAUACAGGUCCUGAUAUCAAAUGAACACACAGCACUUUUUGAAAACAGUGAAUGACAGCAGCUAGAGCCAAACGUGGAGCAUGGAGCUGAGACCAUAUAGUGUUGUUAGUGCCAUAAGAAGUGGAAGAACCUCCUCUUACCAAACGUGCUUCAUGAGCUGGCACUCUUGUUCUAAUGCUAGUGCAGCAGUGUUUUUAGUCCUGGGGCUUUCCGAGGAGAGCCUGGAUCUUUUAAACAGAGCAGCGCCCAUCUCAAUUCCAGAUGCGUUUAUCUCCCAAAGUCCUAAAUGAUUUGUCCUAAGUUGUACAGGUUGGAAGCUCUCCGUGUGGUUCUGUGGUAGCUGAGACCAUCUGGUGAACUAAAUCCAGCAGCUUGAUAAAGACCAGGGGGACCACUGCUCAAACAUCCAAGUGCAGAGCUGUUGGUUCGGAAAGGCUCUUUUCCCCUUAAGGCUGCCCAGGCAGGAACUCGGUGACCUUCAGGAAGCACUAUAUGGCUGACUUGUUUUCUCAAGAUUUCCUUGGCAAAGCGGGAUGUAAUUCAGCGACUGAAGCAUUUGAAAGAAUGGGAAGUGUUUGGGACCUCAGAUAUGAAGAAAAAAGUGUUUUCUGCACUGUUACAAAAAGGUGUAGGAGUACUUUGUAAAGGAGGCUAGCAGUGUUAAAAUAUCUGUGUCCGGUCUCUCCAGCUGUUGAUCUAGGCUGUGUUUAAUUUUUUACUUACAUUUUGGACCACGUAAUACCCCAGAUCUUUGUGUUUACCACAAAGACAAUUAUACCGAGAGGAGUACAGCGUGCACUUCUGAGAAGGCUGGGAACUGUGCAGUGGCAGGAGGGGACUCGUGUGCCAGUGCUUGUAGUCAGUGGUGCUGCUCGUGCUGAGCAGGCAGAAUUCCCUCAGUAGUUGUUGCGUGUGUUUCCAUGCUGCUGUAGAGGAUACCUUAAGUACUGCAGUGUGGAUUUAUUGGAAGUGUAAGCACUUAUUACAUCAUCUAAAGGAACUGGCAAGUUUGGCAGGGUCACAGCUGCUUAUCGGGCCCUGUUUAUUGCAUACAUGAAAAGAACUGCCUUUUCCUGAGAAAAUGGAGAACCAUCACGGAGGCUUUACGCUCCCUUUAAAAGCAGUGGAGACAACAACGCUUUCUACAAGGCCUAAUGGGACUUUGGGACAUGGCCAGGGUAUUAUCAUUUGAUUUUGAUGCCAGUAAGUUUUUCUGCUGUGAAUAGGAAAGGAAUUCAUGAAAGGAAACACGAAGAAUGACGCUGUCACAGGAGCAAGCCUCUGAACAACUACUGAGUUUUAAACUGGAAUUUACAGUCUCAUUGAGGCCAAAUCCUGCCCUUCCUACUUGGACAAGUCUCCCGCUGAAGCCAAUUAUCUCUGCUGGAGUUUUGCCUAGGUAAAAUUUUGGAUUGCGGAUAUCCAACGUAAUUACAAGACCCGUUGUUUUAAAUCAUUGUGAAAGUAGGGUCUUAAAGGAAGAGUAAAAGGCAGAUAAAUACCUUCAAACAUAAAAUGUUGAGGCAUGUAUUGGGUUAGUACAGAAGAAUAUGGAAGAAAAUGUCCCGAAGAUGAAGAUUAUAAGUUCAGUAGACAAGUAACUACGUGAUGUCACAGUUAGGGGGUACGGAAGGUAGGGAGGUCAAGGGAGGCCAUUACAGGGGGUUAAUCAAGUGGCCAAGCAAAGCUAAACCUAAAAAUUCUUAACAUAAACCACCAGGUACUGGGGAUAAACACACACAGCACAGAAAGAAGUGGGAACAGAUUGUCACAGCUGGACUGGACACGUGUCCUGUGUUAACAUCACAUUUGUCAUUCCCAAAGUUCCGCGUUUCAUUUUCCACUACAAACUUACAGAAACUCAGGAACAAGAAGCUGGAGUUGUAGGGAACACAGCUCAUGCUAAGGCAGCUAAUGCCACAGUGCUCUGAGGUUUUCAGUCUAUUCAGUGCCUUUAAGACUUUUAAAAAAUCAUUUAAAAAAAAAUGAUCAGUGUCUCAACGUGCAAGUGCAAAAUGACUGGAGGUAAUGUGCAUGUGAGCACAAGGUGAUAGCCUAAUGCAUCAUGUUGACUGCUUCACAAAAUGGGUCCUGCUUUAAUGCUUUGAUGCUGUGUACUUGAUUUUGCUGUCACUUCGACCAUGCCAAAAUAUUUAUGAUAGAAUUAUAGACUGAAAAUGAAGUUCUAGCCCAUUAGAAACAGCAGAAACUCUUCUGUUCCAUGUAAUUCCUCUGAAUUUUGCUCAGAUAUUCCUGUCGGUGUUUACUCUGCCACCUCUGUGCCUGUUUACCACACAGGUUUACCAACCUGCUCUGGAUUUGAUUUGCAGACCUCCUUUACUCCACUAAACUCAUUUUGUCAAUUUGUCUCAUUCUGUAUAGUUAUCUUUUUUUUUGUUCUUAAUGCCAC
Molecule: messenger RNA, 5051 nt
Organism: Anas platyrhynchos (mallard)
Lineage: Eukaryota; Metazoa; Chordata; Aves; Anseriformes; Anatidae
Gene: CERS3
Product: ceramide synthase 3
Biological process (GO): ceramide biosynthetic process
Cellular component (GO): membrane
Molecular function (GO): sphingosine N-acyltransferase activity; DNA binding
Source: RefSeq, a predicted model, not a curated record